Messenger RNA from Harmonia axyridis, 4101 nucleotides. It is a transcript of the gene mal, whose product is annotated as molybdenum cofactor sulfurase 3. Gene Ontology annotation, molecular function: molybdenum ion binding; pyridoxal phosphate binding; molybdenum cofactor sulfurtransferase activity. The transcript has 9 exons. The record is from RefSeq and is a predicted model, not a curated record. NCBI's taxonomy places the organism in Eukaryota, Metazoa, Arthropoda, Insecta, Coleoptera, Coccinellidae. Gene Ontology annotation, biological process: Mo-molybdopterin cofactor biosynthetic process. The coding region runs from base 289 to 2736 and encodes 815 amino acids.
AACCUUCAAAUUACUCGUUUAGCACAGCUCACCUUGAGCCUCUGAUGCAUCUUGUCAAAGUAGGAAUCUCUGCAAACACACGCACGAGCCGCUAUAUUGAACAGUUCUCUUUAAAAAUUCCGUCAUUUAGGUUGAAAAACAAUAUUUGGAUUUCGUAAGGCUUGUUUGUUUGGAUCGGAAUUGUUGUUUUACGGAUACGAGAUCAAGGAUGCCAUAAACAACCAAUGCAUAAUUACAGUGUUCUCUCUUUUAACGAAUCGUGUUAAAAAUUCAAAGGUUUCAGUUCUGAUGGAGGAAUUUUGUUCUUUUGUACCUGUUUAUAGUGAGGAGCAGAGGAAGUUGAUUGACGGCGAGUUUGGAAGGAUCAAAGACGAACAUUUUUUGGAUCAUGCCGGUGGCACUUUAUAUUCUGAGAGACAAAUUGAGAACAUUGCAGCAGAAUUGAAAAACACUCUUUUAUGCAAUCCACAUGGAAAGAAUGCUCCCAGUCAAAAAACCGAAGAUGCUAUCGAUAUUCUUCGUUACAGGAUACUCCAACAUUUUCACACGAACUCAGAGGAAUACACCGUUAUAUUCACCGCCAACUCUACAGCCUCCAUAAAACUCAUAGCUGAAACUUUCGAAUUCACCAAUCAGAAUGGAAAAGAAGGAGGGCUCUUUUACCUGGAGGACAAUCAUACCUCAGUGCUGGGGAUGAGAUCCUACAGUCCUAUUUCCAAAGUACUCACCGUGCCAGAAGCUUUUGAAAUAUUGGGAUCGCCAUCCGAAGACGACCUCCACCACCUCCCAAACACCAGCUCCCUUUUCGUCUACCCCGCCCAAUGUAAUUUCUCCGGCACUAAAUAUCCCCUUGAUUGGAUCAAGAGGGUUCACAGCGGUGGUCUCAAUGGAGCGAAAGGAUUGAAAGCAAGGAAGUGGUAUGUCCUGCUCGAUGCAGCUAAUUUUGCGGCCACUAACAACUUGGAUCUGUCCAUAUACAAGCCAGAUUUUGUCCCGUUCUCCUUCUAUAAGUUAUUCGGGUAUCCUACGGGAGUGGGGGCGCUUUUGGUGAGGAAUUGUAGCCAGCAAGUAUUACAAAAGAAGUAUUAUGGAGGAGGCACAGUACUGAUGGCUCUGGCUCUUGAGGACGAGGCUGUGUUGAAGAGCUCUCUCGCUGAAAGAUUUGAAGAUGGUACUCUUCCGUAUCUUUCAAUUUGUACCUUGAAUGAAGGGUUUAACACAUUGAAAAGACUAGAUCUUACUAUGAAAUCGAUUUCUAAACAUACAUUCAACUUGGCCAAAUACCUUCAUUCGAAUUUAGUCACUUUGCAUCAUGCCAAUGGAAAACAGGCUGUGAUCCUCUAUCAUGACACCACCUUCGAAAAUAAUCAACAUCAGGGAGGAAUAGUAAACUUUAAUUUGGUCAGAGAGAAUGGUCAACAUAUUGGAUAUGCUGAAGUGAUGAACAUGGCGAGUUUGAACAAAAUCCACUUACGGACAGGUUGUUCGUGCAACCCAGGAGCUUGCCAAAGGCAUUUGAAACUCAGUUCCAACGAUGUCAGGAAGCAUUUUAACGCAGGACACGUUUGUGGAGACCUCAACGAUUUAGUUGAUGGGAUUCCUACUGGCUCAUUGAGGGUUUCGUUCGGUUAUAUGUCAAGAAAAGCUGAUGUUGACGCUCUUCUCAGGAUGAUAAAGGAUUGUUUCAUCCAAAAACCCAUUUUGAUAAAGUUUCCAGAAAAUUGGAAGAUAUUGCAAGAGAAUUACAUAAAUAGAUUUAAGGGACAUCAUACAAAAAAUAAUAAUAUGUACAGGAAUCUAGUAAAACCUACGGAAUUCAAGCAAGAAGUUAUUAUCCGAAAUACUCUUUCAUUUGAUGCUGUAGAUAAAGAAUUUGCCGGAGGUAUACUCAAAUAUAUAUUCCUCUAUCCAGUUAAAUCUUGUGGAGCGUUCGCUCCACCGAAAAGCUGGAAGGUAUCCAAUUCUGGAUUGGAAUACGACAGAAAAUGGAUGAUUGUGAAUAGUAAUGGUUCCUGCCUAUCUCAAAAGCAGAAUCCGAAUAUGUGUCUCGUUAGGCCAGUUAUCGACCUAGAACAAACAACACUUGAAUUAACUUUUCCAGAUGAAGGUAGCAUCGUUAUACCCUUACACGAUCCUAACCGUAAAACCCUUAGUCUAUGUGAGAGUAAGAUAUGUCGAGAUAGAGUCAUAGGCUUUGAUUGUGGAGAUGCAGUCAGUACUUGGUUGAGCAGAUGCUUGAGAUGUGAAGGCUUGAGACUGAUUCAACAGAUUGAUCAUGAUGUUGCCAGGGUUAAUAGACAAGGACAACAUCUUCAGCUAUCUUUUGCCAAUGAAUGCCAAUAUCUCAUGGUCAACCUGGCCAGUGUCAAGUGGUUGAGAGAUCGUGUGCGAGAAAAAGAAAAUGGAUAUUCGGAGAGCUUAGAGUCGAUGGUUCUCAGAUUCAGACCGAAUAUCGUCAUAGAUUUUGAAGAACCCUUCAUAGAAAAUGAAUUGGAGGCUAUAGAUAUCGAUGAAAUUACCUUUCAAACUGCCGGCGGUUGUACAAGAUGUCAAAUGAUCUGUAUAAAUCAAGUGAACGCCCAGAAAACAAAGGAACCGCUGAUAACCCUGGCCAGGGAAUUUGGGGGAAAGGUCAAAUUCGGGGUGUAUCUGGGUAACGGAGGUACAAGGUGGGGCAAGGACACUCUGGUCUUGGGAAGUGAUGUGCAGGCUAGGAAGAAGACGUCAACAGAAUGAACUUCAUUUACAUAUAAUUGGUGUUCAAUUUAAUAUCAUUUUUUUAAUUUUGUCUUAUAAAUACUACAUCUCAAACAACAAAUCAGAAAGUCAUAACUACAAUAGGAGAAGAAAGAAACUACAGAUUGAGAAGAAACAGACAUCUAAAAGAUUGAAAAAUCUAAAGAAAUUAAAGGAAAAAAUGUUUCAUUCUUAUGUUUGUAUUCAAACAGAUUAAUGUUCGAUAUUGAGAAAGUACAGUGCAUACGUCAUUGGAAAUGGACGCUUUUGUAAUAAGUAGUACUAGACCGAAAGAGGAGAGAUAGGAAAUCAAGGCCGUUGGCGCCUUUUUCUGACCUUACAGUUUGUUAUUAUCAUUAUUAUAUGUUAUUGUUUUAUUUGUAUUUUUUUAACAUGCCACAGCAGUAUUGCGUUGAAUGAUGAGCGACGAAUGUGUUGAGCAAGUUCGGUUCCUCUAAGUUGGUGACAGUUAUAGUAUAUCCAAAGUCACUUGGAGGAAGCCAGAAUAUUUAGAUUAUGCAAGGGUUCUCCAAGUUUCCAGAAAUUCCUUUGGGGCCAGUGAAUUUAUUGCCCAAAAAUAGUCCCAAUUAAACCCCGGUAAAUAGCAGAUCGCGGUAUCCACUUCAAUAGGACAUCUGUUCAAGCGUUUUUAUGGACUAGUUCAAGUGACUUUGGAUAUACUUCAACUAGUUUGAAUUAGCAUAAAUUUACUUUCUGAUCAAUUAGAAACUGUAUAGGCGAACAGUAAAUUCUUGGUCUAACCUAACCUAACCUCAAAGGAAACUUUGUUUUUGGCUAAUUCCUAACCUAACCUAAUCUUGAAGUAAUUUUUUUUAGUUUUUUGUUGUCCCUAUGAAUUGAACUCUUUUCGAACCUUAGAGAAUGUAUAUGAAUUAACUAAGAUUGAGAAUAUCAAUAAAAUGGAUUCCAAGAAGUAUUAGUAUUCAUUAUAUACUAAACUAACAGGAAGUCAAUUCAGUGAAUGAAAUGAUUAUUUGUUAAUUUAUUCAAAACAUUAUUUCUAUGAAACCCUAUCGACCGAAAUCAUAUCUGAUAUUUUAUGCAUCGAAAUUCGGGUUUAACAACGAUUUUGAUAUUCUUGAAUUGAUUAGUGCCAAAUAUUUAUUCAUUGUACUGUUUCCUUAAAAGAGUAACUAUUUUAGAGUGGAGCAAAAUAAAUUGAACCACGACAUUUUUUCCAAAUUAUUAUUUCUUUGAAUCCUGAAGAUUUUCAGUUAAUAAAUUAAGAGUUAUGUCAUAAGAUUCAUGUUUUGUCUAUCAUUAUAUUUUAAUAAAUUUGUUCAUUGUUGGUAAAAAAUUGUUGUAUCAUUUAACGUUUUGAAUAUUAAAUGAAUUUUUACAUAA